Molecule: messenger RNA, 1209 nt
Organism: Paramecium tetraurelia
Lineage: Eukaryota; Ciliophora; Oligohymenophorea; Peniculida; Parameciidae
Exons: 2
Biological process (GO): intracellular signal transduction; peptidyl-serine phosphorylation
Molecular function (GO): ATP binding; protein serine/threonine kinase activity
Source: RefSeq, a predicted model, not a curated record
AUGAGAAAGCAUACGUCUCCCUAUAGAAAUUAAAAACCAGGAUCCUCUUUGAUAAGAGUACUCUAUAAACCAGAAUAAUAGACGAGGGACAAUUCAAUUGAAAAAAAAGUUAAGAACUUCUCGCCAAUCAGAUUUAUUUUAAAUUCGAGGCACAAUUCCUUUGAAUACGCUACCACGAACGUACCAUAAACCAAAUAAUCAAUUAUUCCCACUUUAAGCAGAAAGCAUUUUCAACUCUAGUAUAUUAUUGGUAUUGGUGGUUUCGGGAGAGUUUGGAAAGUCAUUUACAAAUAAUAAUAUUAUGCCAUGAAGGAAAUGAGUAAAACCUUAGUGAUCUAUAAACGAAGUGUGGCUUCAGUUAUUAACGAAUUACGGUUGUUAGAAAAUCUCAAUCAUUCAUUCAUUGUUAAUGCAGUAGCUGCCUUCUAAGAUAAACAGAACAUCUAUCUAGUAUUGGAUUACUUGUAAGGAGGAGAUUUAAGAUAUCAUCUUGGAAGAAACAGAAGAUUCAAUGAAGAAUAAACAAAGUUCUUUAUUUGUUGUGUCAUUGUGGGGUUGGAAUAUUUACAUUCACAUCGCAUUAUUCACAGAGAUCUCAAACCUGAAAAUUUAGUUCUUGAUUCCAAAGGCUAUGUAAGGAUUACAGACUUGGGAGUAGCAAAGCAAUUAGACACCUUAAAAAUUGAUACCAGUGGAACUCCAGGUUAUAUGGCUCCAGAAGUAAUGUGUGGAUUGGAACAUGGCAUUCCAGCCGAUUAUUAUUCUUUGGGAGUUAUUGCUUAUGAGUUUAUGUUUGGAAAAAGACCGUAUUAUGGCUAAAAUCGAAAGGAAAUUAGAGAUGCUAUUCUAGCUAAGUAAGUCUAAAUAAAACAGAAGCUAGAAGGUUGGUCUUUGGAUGCUAUUGAUUUUAUCAAUAAAUUGAUCUAAAGAAAACCAUCUCAUAGAUUAACAGAUGUAAAAAAUCAUCCAUGGAUUAGAGAUUAUCCUUGGGAUAAAUUAAUUAAUAAAGUUAUUCAAGCACCGUAUGUCCCAUUAAAUAAUGACAAUUUCGAUGUAACCCAAAUUCAAUAUGAAGAUCAAGAAAAUCAACUAAUCAUCAAUCAAACAGGUUUCUUGAUUUCGCAAAAUCAGAAUGCUUUUGAAGACUACUAUUAUGUCAAGGAACAAAGAAGAAGAUCAUCAUUAAAUCGAUCGUUUCUUUUAAAAUGA